AAGCUCUCCAGCUCUUUCCCAAUCGCGCUUCUGUCGCGAAAUCCAUCUUUGGUUGCGACAACAACAAUAUCUCAACGCUCUGCCCAUAAUUUUCUGCCAAUCGAAUACAAAAUGGCGUCCCAACCCAUGAACUCAUCUAUGCCCCCCAAUGAUACUUACGGGGGAGGUAAGCAAUUCCUCUAUGCAACUGCACCGUCUCAAUAGCUCACAUACACACCCUUCCACAGAUGAGAUCCAAGCAAUCAUUCUCGACGCCGGAUAUUCUAGCGUGCGCGCAGGAUUUGCGGGCGAAGACACCCCCAAGUCUUUCUUUAGCUCCAGCUAUGGCGUCACCGGUAAUCGAACCAUCUUCAGCGAUGAAGACAUCCACAAUCCAUUACUCCCAGAGCUCGAAAUUCGAAAUCCCAUGUCCAAGGAGGGAAUAGUUGAGGAUUGGGACGCAGCGACACAACUUUGGGAACACGCCAUCACAUCAAGGCUGAUAAGAACUAAGCAAGGCGACCCCCGCAAGAAUGGAUUGAAUGAUGUCGGGGGAAAGGAUGGGGUUGAUGUCGACAUGGACGCCCCGGAUGAGGAAGAGAAACCACUUGAGGAACACCCAUUGCUGAUUACCGAAACGGCAUGGAAUACCAGUAAAAACAGAGAAAAGGCGAUUGAGAUAGCGAUGGAAAACUGGGGGGUUCCGGCGUUCUGGUUGGCACGUAACAGUGUUAUGGCAUCCUUUGCUGCAGGCAAGGCCACAGCGCUGGUCAUCGACCUUGGCGCUUCGACUGCUUCUGUCAUUUGUAUUCAUGAUGGUCUCAUCUUGAAGAAAAGUGUGCAAAAAUCACCUCUGGCUGGCAAUUGGGUGUCGUCACAAAUCCGCUCUCUUUUUGGCUCAGUGGAUCCCAAAGUCGAAGUUACACCACAUUUUAUGAUCUCUUCUAAGACUCCAGUCGAUGCUGGUGCUCCGGCCCAAGCAACAUAUCAAAAGUUCGAGAACAAGAUUACAGACAGCUUUCGUGCCUCUGAAGAAGAGCGUGUGUUGACGGAAUUUAAAGAGUCAGUGGUCCAAGUGUAUCCAGGUCCCGGUCGUUUACACUAUCCACACCCGGUAAAUGGUAUCUUGAACCUUGAGAACGUCAAAAUGUCGCCAGGUCGUGUUUUCGAAUUCCCAGAUGGCUCCAAUCAAAUGUGGGGUGUCGAUCGAAUGAGAAUCGUAGAAGGACUCUUCGACGAAAAAUACGCCCUUCCAACCUCCGAGCCUCCCAUUACCAAAGCACAAACUAUUCCCGAAAUGGUCCGAGCAUCAGUUUCCGCAGUAGACGUGGAUCUCCGUCCCGCCCUUCUUGCGAACAUUGUCGUCACGGGCGGUACAACCCUACUUCAAGGGUUCACAGAUCGUCUCAACUGGGAGAUUUCAAGCCUAUUCCCCAGUGCCCGAAUAAAGAUUACGGCUGCUGGCUUGACGUCGGAGCGAAGAUUUGGUAGUUGGGUUGGAGGAAGUAUUCUAGGUAGUCUGGGAACUUUCCACCAGAUGUGGAUUUCGAGGAAGGAGUAUGAGGAGUUCGGUGCUAGUGUCGUGGAGAAAAGAUGUAAAUGAUAGGAUAUGUAUAAUGAUGAAGAUGGUCUUCUUCUAUAAAAGUUGUUUUUUACGGAUUACGGUGCGCUUAUCUAGCUGGUGGCGUCUGGAGUCGGUUUUUUUAAUAUCAAAACAUGAUAAUUUCCUACGAGAGAUAGGUCUAGGAGCUAAUUAAACAGGCUAAGAAGAAUGAAAGCAAGCUCU
Messenger RNA from Hymenoscyphus albidus, 1765 nucleotides. Lineage: Eukaryota; Fungi; Ascomycota; Leotiomycetes; Helotiales; Helotiaceae. The record is from the annotation of a GenBank genome assembly.